Molecule: messenger RNA, 1448 nt
Organism: Schistosoma margrebowiei
Lineage: Eukaryota; Metazoa; Platyhelminthes; Trematoda; Strigeidida; Schistosomatidae
Source: the annotation of a GenBank genome assembly
GAAAUGUAGAAGUAUCAGAUUGUUCAGAAUGAGAUUUUUCAUUGUAUACUUCAGUCUAUGCUUUAUGAUUACAUCUCUCUUAUUGAUAAAUUUACUAAUUUGGCCAACUGUAGACAUCACAUUAAUAAAAUCAGCAAUUUUGAAAAGAAAAACUAAAGUACAAGAAAGCGAAAGUAAUCAGACAUCUAAUGAAUCACAGUUCGACUGUUUAUUGGAAUUACAAAAUGAGUUACGUAAUCUUUAUUUAGUUGACAAUGUUCAAUCCGAGAAACUAACUCGUAUAAAAUUAGAGAAUUCUCCAUACUUCAGUACACAGCAAACAUGUCAAGAAAUCUGUGAUAAACUACCAGUAAUACCAAUAAACAUAUCUCAUAAAUACACUCCAAUCGGUAAUCUUUCUGUUUCUAAAGAACUGGUAACAGACUUGUAUAAAGUGAUCAGUUUAAACAAACCACAUAUAAAAGGUGGCGGUUGGACAUAUAAAACAUCUGAUAAAUGUAAAAAUAAUAUUGGAAAAUAUAAUCAAACUGGCGUCGCUAUAGUUAUAGCAUUUCGUGAUAGAUGGGCUCAACUAACAAGUGUACUAUCAACACUAAUACCUAUGUUACGCCGUCAAAGAUUAUGUUACCGAAUAUUUGUUAUUGAAGAAGCUGGAAAUGAUUUAUUUAAUCGAGGUAUGAUUUUCAAUGUUGGUUUCAUGGAAGCUAUGAAUAGAUUUCAUUUUGAUUGUGUUAUUUUUCAUGAUGCUGACUUAGCUCCAAUAAAUGACUUGAAUCCUUAUGGAUGUGAUAAACAAACAUUCAUACAACCAAUUCAUCUUGGUGUUGGUUUAGAUAUUAGAAAUUUUCGUCUAAAUUAUCCAGAACUUAUUGGUGGUGUAUUAAAAAUAUCAAAUAAACAUUUUGUACAAGUAAAUGGACAUUCUAAUCUAUAUUGGGGUUGGGGACAAGAAGAUGAUGAUUUAGAAAGACGAUUAAAAUAUGAAAAAAUUAAUUAUUAUCAAAUGUCUCCAAGUAUUGCACGUUAUAAAGCAUUACCUCAUGAAACACAAAAUAAAGAAGGGAAUCCACGAAAAAUUCAUUUAAAACUUUUAUCUACAGCUGUACAACGAAUGCAUCAUGAUGGACUAUCUUCAUUAAAUUAUAAAGUAUUAAAGGUUAUUGAACAUCAAUUAUUUACACAUAUAUUAGUUGAUUUAGGUAAUCAACCAAAAUUUUAUAAUUGUAAUUAAUACAAAAAUGAAUCUUAUUUAUUGGUUAGUAACAAUAUUCUUAUAAGAGAUAUUAUGAAAUAACCAUUAUAAUGCAAUAAUCCAAAGUAAGAUGAUAAAUCUAAAUAAAUAUUUCAUUAUAAUUAACAAUAUUGUUAAUGAAUAUAGACCAUUUAUUGAGUAUAAACAUUCAAUUUAUAAUUUACUUCUAAAAUGUAUUCAUAUUACUUAAAGAAAC